AGAGAACGAGCGCUUUCCCAGGAGAAUCGUCUUGGAGAGAGUAGCGAAUGGGGGCGGGCGGGAUCGUGUCACGUGAUGUCGGAGGCCCGUGGAGGCAACACGCAGGAGCGGGAAGCGCCGCGUGAAGCCUGAGAAUUCGGUUUGCAGCCUAAGGUUUCCUUCUAGGUAACAUCUGGUUGAGUCACAUGUCAUCAGAAGGAGUGACCAUUACUGUUCGUCUGAUUCGUUCCUUUGAGCACCGUAAUUUCAAACCUGUUGUUUAUCCAAGUAUUAACCUGGAUCAGACUGUAAAGGAGUUUAUUGAAUUUGUGAAAAAUGAUGUAUCGUUAAGAACAGGACUUCCACCUCCUUUUAAAAAGCACAGAUACGACACAAUGAAGAUUAUUCACCAGGCGCAUGGCUCCAAGACCAGUGAACUCGUUGUGAGUUUAGAAGACGAUGACAAACUCAUUUUGGCAGAGGACAGCACCCUGAAAGCAGCUGGAAUAGCAAAUGAAACAGAGCUAGCAUUUUUCUGCAUGGACGAUUACAGAAAGUAUAAAGUGAAUCCUGUUGUUGCCUGGUGAAGACUUGGAAAGAAGCAUACCCCCCUCCCCCCCAGUAUUUUUUGUGAACUUUUUUCCUGUUUUGCUGUAAUAAUUAAUAAACCCAAAGGUGUGUAUUA
Molecule: messenger RNA, 664 nt
Organism: Sphaerodactylus townsendi
Lineage: Eukaryota; Metazoa; Chordata; Lepidosauria; Squamata; Sphaerodactylidae
Gene: LG02H2orf76
Product: linkage group 02 C2orf76 homolog
Exons: 6
Coding region: 186-566 (126 amino acids)
Source: RefSeq, a predicted model, not a curated record